CCUGCACGGCCAUCCGCGAGGUGUCCCUACUGAGGGAUCUCAAGCACGCCAACGUGGUGACGCUGCACGACAUCGUGCACACGCCGCAGUGCCUGACGCUGGUCUUCGAGUACCUGGACCGGGACCUGAAGCAGUACCUGGACGAUUGUGGGAAUGUCAUCAGCAUGCACAACGUCAGGCUGUUCCUGUUCCAGCUCCUGCGGGGUCUCGCCUUCUGCCACCGUCACAAGGUUCUGCACCGCGACCUCAAACCCCAGAACCUCCUGCUCAGCCGCCGCGGGGACCUCAAACUGGCAGAUUUCGGCCUGGCCCGUGCCAAGUCCAUCCCCACCAAGACGUUCUCGAGCGAGGUGGUGACGCUGUGGUACCGCCCGCCCGACAUCCUGCUGGGCUCCACCGAGUACAGCACCCAGAUCGACAUGUGGGGGGUCGGCUGCAUCUUCUCGGAGAUGGUGACGGGGCGGCCGCUGUUCCCCGGGGCCACCGUGGAGGAGCAGCUGCACUUCAUCUUCCGCCUGCUCGGGACCCCGACGGAGGAGACGUGGCCGGGCAUCGGUGCCAACGCCGAGUUCCGGGCACACAAAUACCCCCUGUACCCCCCGGAGGGGCUGCGGCAGCACGCGCCACGGUUGGACCAGGACGGUGCCGACCUCCUGGGGCAGCUGCUGCAGUUUGAGGGGCGGCGGCGGCUGCCGGCGGCGGAGGCCAUGGGACACGCCUUCUUCAGCUGCCUGGGGCCGCGCGUCAGCGCCCUGCCCGACACCACGUCCAUCUUCGCACUGAAGGAGAUUCAGCUGCAGAAGGAGCCGGGGCUGCGAACGGGGUCCCUGCCCCCCACAGGUUCUUCCGCCUUCCGGGUGCUCGACACCGAGUUCUGAUGUUGAGCAGCCCCCGGACUGCUGCUGCGCCCCCCAGAUUCGGGGCUGGGGUCCCCCCAAAAAUCCUCCACGACUCUGGGGACACCCCAAAACUCUUCGUGGGGGGGGGUCCUUGGACUGCUGACCCCCCCCAAAAAAUCCCCCCAACCCCCCCAAGGAACUGCUGCUGGAUUUUGGGGGGGGGUUUCAUGUGGGACCCGCAUUGGGGGGGAGCUGGGGGGGAAUUUGGGGGGUCCCCCCCAUUUUUUGGGGUCCCCCCCCACUUUUUGGGGUCCCCCCCUAUUUUUUUGGGGGGUUCUUCCCCCCCUCCCCCCAAUUUACGUCGAGUUUUAUUUUUUCAAGGCAAUAUUAUAAAUCAGAGUCUAUAUCGGCCCCUCCCCCCCGGGGCGGGGCCUGAGGGGGCGGAGCCUGAGGGGGAGGGGCCAAAAGAGGGGUGGGGCUGUUUGGGGAGUGGGGGAGGGGAGCUUACUCGGAGGUUACUCGUGCUUUACUCCAGGGCUACUCGGGGUUGCGGCGGCUCCUGGGAGGUUCCCCCGCAAGGCUGGGCCUGGGUUACUCCAGGGUUACUCAGACUUUACUCCCAGGUUUGACUCACUUCACUCCAGGGUUACUCAGACUUUACUCCCAGGCACUUCAGGCCCAGCUCUGGGCCACCCCUGCCCUACUCCAGCCUUACUCCAGGGUUACUCCUCUCGCUCUCUGACGUCGUUCUCUGCUCCUGCUGUCGGUUACUCCUGAGUUACUCCAGAGUCACUCCAGGUUCUUACUCUGCUCUUACUUCAACAAUGCCCCAGACUCGAUUCCUACUCAGACUUUACUCCAGAGUUUCUCAUGGCCAGGGUGGGGCCUUUACCUUUACUCAGCUCUUCCUCCAAGCUGCUCCUGGAGAUCCUUACUCUGAGUUUACUCUGAGUUUAUUCAGCCUUUGGACUUGCAGGCAGAACUUACUCCAGACUUACUCAGCUCCUCACUCCGGCCAUGCUCAGCUCCCCUUUUUUGGGUUGUUUUGGGUCCUUUUGCGCUACUCACACCUUACUCCCACCUCACUCCGGGUGCUUGGAUCCUCUUUGCCUUUGCCUUGCGCUUACUCCGCCCUUACUCAGCGCUUCCGCGCUCGCUCAGCCCCUGCUCGGAGCUUACUCAGAGCUUACUCAGCCUUUGAAUGGACAUCGGUCAGCCUUCACUCAGAGGUUGCUCAGCCUUUACUCAGAGGUUGCUCGGCCUUUACUCAGAGGUUGCUCAGCCCUCUUAACAGACGUGACUCAGCCUUCACUCAGAGGUUGCUCAGAAGUUGCCCUGUCUUUACUCGGAAGUUACUCAGCCCUUGGACAGACGUUACUCACCAUUUACUCCGGAAUUACUCACACCCCACCCACGGGGGACACCUCUCCUCUUACCGGCUACUCCGGGGUUACUCUGACUUUACCCCGAGGUUACUCUGGGUCACUCCUACACUACUCCAGGGUUACUCCGAGGGGGUGUUUUACUCCGGGGUUACUCUCACUUUACCCCAAGGUUACUCUGGGGUUACUCCCACCUUACUCUGGUUUUACUCCGAGGUUCCUCCCCCAGCCUCACUCAGGACCGCCCCCUCCCCUCCCCCAUGGGGGCGGGGCUUUGCUCUGCAGGGGGCGUGGUCUCUGUGGCCCCGCCCUUACCCUGGGAAGGUGGGGGAGGGGCGGGGCCAGCCCCGGACCGCGAUGGGGGAGGGGAGGGGGGGGAGGGGCACGGAGCCUGCUGGGGGGAGGGGCGGGGUAAGCCCCACCUCCCUCUUUAUGACGUCACGGGGAGGGGGGAAAGGGGCGGGGCCGCGGCGUUUCGUCUGUAACGGGACCGAACCAUUAAAACCUCCCCGGGAGCGGUGUCA
Molecule: messenger RNA, 2745 nt
Organism: Serinus canaria (Common canary)
Lineage: Eukaryota; Metazoa; Chordata; Aves; Passeriformes; Fringillidae
Product: cyclin-dependent kinase 16-like
Exons: 12
Biological process (GO): exocytosis; protein phosphorylation; neuron projection development
Cellular component (GO): nucleus; synaptic vesicle; cytoplasm
Molecular function (GO): ATP binding; protein kinase activity
Source: RefSeq, a predicted model, not a curated record